GAACACCACCAUUUUUUCUUCAGAAAUCAAAGGAGACUCUCUCUUUAUCUGUAGACGAUUCUCUUUGAAAGCAUAGUUUAAACCUAAAAUUCAUCAUACACUGUGUUUACAGAAGAACUGAUUGCUGUUUUGAGCUUCAUAAUCGAUUCUGUUUAUGUUAACGACUCCAGAUUCUCCAGAUUCCUCGACAUUUUGAGAAAAAACCUAACAGAUUUAUGUUGUUCGUUGAUGAAUUUGUUAAAUCGAGUUCAUGUUUGUGAGAAUUUAAGGAUUUUUGUAAUCGUUGAUCCAAAAAUUUUGUCGGAGAUUGAUGGAUAAAAUAGAGAAGAGAGGAGUAGUAGGAGUAGGAGUAGGAGGAGGGUGUAAACAACCAGAGACCACAACAGAUUUGUUUCUGAAAUGGGGAAAUAAAAAGAGACUCAGAUGUGUGAGGAUGAGAGACUCAGAUGAUGCUGCCGACGACCCAUCCUACGCCGUUUCCGGCCGCCGUAGGAUUCGCCGGAGAAUCAACUCUCGCUUUGUUUCCUUUCCAUCCGAUAAUAAUAACAAUAAUAAUAAAGCACCUUCUCAUCCACCACCAUGUACCCGUCUCACAAGAUGCAGAUGUAAUCACGGUUGAAACAAAGUUUUCCUCCAAAUUAUCGAAACUUUGGGAUUUUCUGGAAUUUAGGACAACAAAUUCUCCAAGUUUUCUGAAAAUCUGGAAUUCUGAGACUGGAGUUCAUCUAAGGUCGGACAACAACCGGAAAUCGUCGCCGGAGAAGGAGGUGUAUACGACACGAGGAGCUUCAGCGGCAGUGAGUAUGGCGGAGAAACCAUCGGUAUCGCCGGUAGACGGCGGCGGCGGUGGUGGUGGAGGAGAUCAAAAGGUCAAACAUGUGUGGCCAAAACUGUUCAUAACAUUAUCAAAUAAAGAGAAAGAAGAAGAUUUCAUGGCAAUGAAAGGUUGUAAACCUCCCCAUAGACCUAAGAAAAGACCCAAAAUCAUUCAAAGAAGUUUGCUUUUGGUGAGUCCAGGUGGAUGGUUGACCGAUGUGUGUCAAGAGAGAUAUGAAGUCAUAGAAAAGAAGAGUACAAAGAAGAGGCCAACAGGGUUGAAGUACAUGGGAAGUAGCAUGGAUAGUGAUUCAGAAUGACGAAUCCUCUUUUCUUGUGGACUUGUUUUGUAAAUUCUUUUUUUUUUUAAAUUUCAUUUAUCAACUUUAAUGAAAAUGGAAAUUUCUUUUUAUUUAUUUUAUAUAUUGGUCUCAAACGUCCAAAAUUUAUACAGGCUCACACCCAAAGUUGAUUAUAUUUAACCUAAUCUUUAAUUAAAUAAU
This is a messenger RNA of Cynara cardunculus var. scolymus (artichoke), 1319 nucleotides long. RefSeq lists its product as uncharacterized. The transcript has 6 exons. Lineage: Eukaryota; Viridiplantae; Streptophyta; Magnoliopsida; Asterales; Asteraceae. The record is from RefSeq and is a predicted model, not a curated record. Bases 447 to 1136 code for a protein of 229 amino acids.